AUGCAACCAGCUCGUAAUGUCAUCACGCCAAACAUCGACUGGAAACCCAUCAAAACCUCGGUCACGAAUCUAGCGAAGGCCGAGAACCAGGGCAAGGCCCGUAUUUUCCGAGGCGUGCUCUUGGGCCUCAUGGUGGCAAUGCCCGUCAUCAGUUUCUGUUUGGGCUGCUGGCAGGUGAAAAGACUAAAAUGGAAAGUGGAGCUUAUUGAGCGGGCGGAGCACAUGCUAGCCGAGCCCCCCUUGGAGGAGCUCCCGGCGCUUCUUGAUCCUUCUGUGAUCAAGGACUUUGAGUUCCGGAGAUUCAAGGUCAGGGGCCAUUUCAGCUACGAACAAGAGAUGUUUUUGGGGCCCCGUCUCCGGAACGGCGAGGUGGGCUAUUUGGUGGUCACGCCUUUCAUCCGGGCCAGUGGGGGCAAGCCCAUAUUGAUCGAGCGCGGCUGGAUCCAGCAGGAUUUGGUCAUGCCCGAAAGACGCUCCCGGGGCUACUUGUCACACCUAGCGUUGCCUCAGGGCGAGAUCACCAUUGAGGGAAUGUUGCGGGUAAUGCCUACGAGGUCCGGUCUCCAGUAUGAACAUGAGCCUGGCUCGAGGCUAUUCCACGUGCCCGAUGUGAGCGCCAUGGCCGAGCAAAGCGGCACGUUGCCCAUCUACGCGCAAAUGAUGUACAACCUCCGAGACCAGCCUGACUGGGUCGGGCCCGACUCUGCCGAGACGCCCCAAUCCGGAUGGUCUCUAUUCACGAAGAAAGCAGCGUCCCCCAAGGCCGGCCACUUGCCGGGCUCCGACCCCGACUCAACGCUCGAAUGGCAAGAGUUCGAGUUCUACAACGAGGGCGUGCCGAUCGCCGCCGUGCCGAACGUGACCUUCACCAACAACCACUUGCAGUAUUUGGUGACGUGGUUCGGCGUGUCGGUCGCCAGCACGGUGUUAUUGGUCUACAUCUUCAUGAAGAAAAAAGGCUUGAAGGGCGCGGACAAGAUCAUCCAGGCCAAGAAGGACGACAUGAAGAAGCGUCUCUAG
Messenger RNA from Metschnikowia bicuspidata var. bicuspidata NRRL YB-4993, 1020 nucleotides. RefSeq names its product Shy1p (gene SHY1). Bases 1 to 1020 code for a protein of 339 amino acids. Gene Ontology annotation, biological process: mitochondrial respiratory chain complex IV assembly. The transcript has a single exon. The record is from RefSeq and is a predicted model, not a curated record. Lineage: Eukaryota; Fungi; Ascomycota; Pichiomycetes; Serinales; Metschnikowiaceae. Gene Ontology annotation, cellular component: mitochondrion; membrane.